This is a messenger RNA of Sinocyclocheilus rhinocerous, 3282 nucleotides long. RefSeq names its product putative hexokinase HKDC1. Gene Ontology annotation, molecular function: ATP binding; glucokinase activity; fructokinase activity. The record is from RefSeq and is a predicted model, not a curated record. Gene Ontology annotation, cellular component: cytosol; mitochondrion. The coding region runs from base 144 to 2903 and encodes 919 amino acids. The transcript is spliced from 18 exons. Lineage: Eukaryota; Metazoa; Chordata; Actinopteri; Cypriniformes; Cyprinidae. Gene Ontology annotation, biological process: glucose 6-phosphate metabolic process; glucose metabolic process; glycolytic process.
ACAAGCACAGAAGAAAACUUUCAGUCAUACAAGAAUCACUCCUGAGGGUUGAGGGGGACACUAUUAAACCUGAUGACUCAUUUUGUCUUUCAAUAAGUAAAUCACAUUUUAUCUGAGGUCGCCACUUGCGUCAGGAAGUCAAUAUGUUUGCGGUCCAUUUGCUGUCCUUUUACUUCUCAAAGCUUCAGGAGGAUCAGAUCAAGAAGGUAGACCGGUAUCUGUACGCAAUGCGCUUAUCAGAUGAUCAGCUGGCGGACAUAUCAGCUCGGUUUCGGCGGGAGAUGGAGAAAGGACUGUCAAACGAGAGCAAUGCUACAGCUGCAGUGAAGAUGCUCCCGACCCACGUUUAUUCAACACCUGAUGGCUCAGAGAAGGGUGAGUUUCUGGCACUGGAUCUGGGGGGUUCCAAAUUUAAGGUACUACAGGUGAAGGUUUCAGAAGAUGGGAAGGGGAAAGUCCAGAUGGAGAGUGAAACCUUUCCCAUCCCUGAAGAGAUCCUUAAUGGCAACGGAAUUGAGCUUUUUGAGCAUGUGGCAGAAUCUUUGAAGUCUUUUCUACAGAAACACCACAUUAAUCACACAAGAAAACCUCUCGGCUUCACCUACUCUUUCCCAUGUGCGCAAUCCAAAAUAGAUGAGGGUGUCUUGCUGUCAUGGUCAAAGAAUUUCAAGGCUAGAGGUGUUCAAGGGAAAAAUGUGGUGCAGUUAUUACGGAAAGCCAUUCAAAAAGUUGGGGAUGUUGACGUGGAUGUCCUGGCUAUGGUCAAUGACACAGUAGGGGCCAUGAUGACCUGCGGAUAUGAUGACCAGAACUGUGAGGUGGGGGUUAUUAUAGGUACAGGCACUAAUGCGUGUUACAUGGAGGAAAUGCGACACGUUGAUCUGGUGGAAGGAGAUGAAGGCAGGAUGUGUAUUAAUACUGAAUGGGGGGCAUUUGGAGAUGAUGGUGUGCUUGAUGAUUUCAUCACAAGCUUUGACCGUGAAAUUGAUGCCGCCUCAAUUAAUCCAGGAAAACAGCUUUUUGAAAAGAUGGUGAGUGGGAUGUACAUGGGAGAGCUUGUGAGACUCAUCCUGCUGAAGAUGGCCAAAAAGGGUCUACUCUUUCGUGGCCAAGUCUCUGAUGCUCUCCGAACCAAGGGAACUUUCCAGACCAAACAUAUCUGCUUGAUUGAACAGUAUAAAGGAGGUUUGGAGAAUACCAAGGAGAUCCUGGAAGACCUGGGUCUAAAUCCCAGUGAAGAUGACUGCAUUGCUGUCCAGCAUGUCUGUACCAUUGUCUCCUUCAGGUCAGCUAAUCUGGUUGCUGCCGCUUUGGCUGCCAUUCUGACACGGAUCCGAGAAAACAAGAAGCUGAAAACCCUUCGGACCACAGUAGGAGUGGAUGGGACGGUUUACAGAACGCAUCCACAGUACCCCAAGAGGCUCCACAAGGUGGUCCGCCAUCUGGUGCCAGACUGUCAUGUCCGUUUUGUGCUGUCUGAAAGUGGCAGUGCAAAAGGUGCCGCCAUGGUGACUGCAGUAGCUCAGCGGUUAGCUUCCCAAAGGAAGGAGAUUGAUGAUACUCUCGCAGCCUUCGCCUUGAGCCCCACACAACUUCAGGAAGUGAAGGCGAAGAUGCACAUGGAGUUGGAACGAGGCUUGAAGAAAGACUCCCAUCCCACUGCCUCAGUCAAAAUGCUGCCCACAUAUGUUUACAGGACUCCAGAUGGGACAGAAAGAGGAAAGUACCUUGCUCUGGAUCUCGGUGGAACCAAUUUCCGUGUGUUGGUGGUUAAGAUUCGUACUGGUAUGCGAAAUUCAGUCAGGAUGUACAACAAGAUUUAUGCAAUUCCACUGGAGAUCAUGCAAGGCACAGGAGAGGAGUUGUUUGACCACAUAGUUCAGUGUAUCUCGGAUUUCUUGGACUAUAUGGGGAUGAAGAACACUCGUUUGCCUCUUGGCUUCACCUUCUCUUUCCCAUGCAAUCAGACAGGUAUUGAUAAGGGAGAUCUGGUCUGCUGGACGAAAGGCUUCAAAGCUACAGAAUGCGAGGGGUAUGAUGUUGUGGAUAUGCUGAGAGAGGCCAUCAAAAGACGAAAUGAAUUUGACCUUGAUAUCGUUGCUAUAGUGAAUGACACAGUUGGCACAAUGAUGACAUGUGCAUAUGAGGACCCUAAAUGUCAGAUUGGUCUUAUUGCUGGAACGGGAAGCAAUGUGUGUUACAUGGAGGAGAUGAAGAAUAUUGAGUUUGUGGAGGGUGAUGAAGGCCAGAUGUGUGUGAACACUGAAUGGGGAGGAUUUGGGGAAAAUGAUAAUAUCGAGGACAUCCGGACCAGAUAUGACAGAGAAGUGGAUGGAGGCUCACUCAAUCCAGGAAAACAAAGGUUCGAAAAGAUGACCAGUGGAAUGUAUUUGGGAGAGAUUGUAAGGCAAAUCCUCAUUGAUCUCACAAAGCAUGGUCUUCUGUUUCGUGGUCGCAUCACAGAGAGACUGAAGACCAAAGGCAUCUUUGAGACCAAGUUCCUCUCUCAGAUUGAGAGUGACCGUUUGGCACUACUGCAAGUGAGGUCUAUUCUGCAGAGUCUGGGCUUGGACAGCACAUGUGACGACAGUAUUAUUGUGAAGGAAGUGUGUGGAGCUGUUUCCCAUCGAGCAGCUCAGAUCUGUGGAGCAGGAAUGGCUGCUGUUGUAGACAAAAUCAGAGAGAACCGUGGUCUGGACAAUCUGGAGAUUACUGUGGGAGUGGACGGCACCCUUUACAAGUUACAUCCACACUUCUCCACAAUCUUAAAGGACACUGUCAGAGAGCUCGCGCCCAAUUGUAAGGUGGAUUUCAUCCUAUCAGAGGAUGGCAGUGGGAAAGGGGCGGCCCUGAUCACAGCUGUAGCACAACAGCAUCAUAUAGAGAAACAAGAACCUCACUAGAUGGUUUCUUUGAGGGCUGAUAUGUUGUUUUAAGAGUUCAGGUUUCUAUAAGUAAUCAUAAAGAUUUAUCAAAUGACAACACUCACAAAUUCUUGCUCAUUUUGCAGCUUGCAUAUAAUUUUUUUUUAUUUUUGCAUACAAAAAUGUGCGAAAAUCAGGUACAUUGGCAGAAAAGUGUUCAUUUAUUACUUUUUAUUAUUUUAUUUUGAAUGUAUUAAUUAGUGCAAUAAAGACUGCAUUGAUGUUCAUCAUGUUCAGCAUCGUUUCACUCUCACUGUACAUUGCCACUUUGAAGGGCUUUUUUCUCGUUGUAUUUUUGUUCCGACUCAGUGAACGGUUUGCAUGGGCAGUCAGAGUGAAAGGCUCACAGAGGCCUAAA